UCCAAACAAAAAGACAAAAACAUUUUUCUUAUUUAUUUCAUUCCACCCAUUACUCACAUUCCUUCUGCUACAGACUCUACACCAAAAAUUAAAAAAAAAAAAAAAAAAAAAUAGAAUCAAGAAACAAUGAGGCCAAUUUUCUUGAUUUUGCUGAUAAUUUGCAGUGUUUUCCGACCAACCUUGCAGCAAAAACAGCCCAUCAAGAACGUCGUCGUUUUGGUGCUGGAGAACAGAUCAUUCGACCACAUGCUCGGCUGGAUGAAGAAAUCCGUCAACCCAUCAAUUAACGGCGUCACCGGCAAAGAAUGCAACUCCGUCGCAUCACCGAAAUCCGACACCAAACCCGAAACAACAAUCUGCUUCUCCGACGACGCCGAGUACGUGGAUCCGGACCCGGGCCACUCGUUCGAGGCAGUCGAGCAGCAAGUAUUCGGAUCCGCGUUAUCCGCAUCCGCAUCCGAACCCAAAUCCAUCCCAUCAAUGUCGGGCUUCGUGGAGCAAGCACUCAGCAUGUCGGAAAACCUCUCCGCCACCGUAAUGAAAGGGUUCCGGCCCGAAAACGUGCCCAUAUUCGCUUCCCUGGUAACCGAAUUCGCCGUGUUCGACAGAUGGUUCUGCUCGAUACCGGGCCCCACACAACCCAACCGCCUCUUCGUCUACUCGGCCACUUCCCACGGGUCGACGAGCCACGUCAAGAUCCAGCUAGCCAAAGGGUACCCGCAGAAAACCAUAUUCGACUCCCUCCACGAAAACAACCUCGACUUCGGAAUAUACUUCCAGAAUAUUCCAACCACCCUCUUCUACCGAAACCUCCGGAAACUGAAAUACGUGUUCAAGUUCCACGACUACGAUCUCAAGUUCAAGAGAGACGCUAGGAACGGGAAGCUGCCGAGCCUCAGCGUGAUCGAGCCGAGGUAUUUCGAUGUGGUCGGGUUUCCGGCGAACGACGACCACCCGUCGCACGACGUGGCGAACGGGCAGAAGCUGGUGAAGGAGGUCUACGAGGCGGUUAGGGCGGGCCCGCAGUGGAACGAGACGCUAUUGGUUGUUACGUACGAUGAGCAUGGUGGGUUUUACGACCAUGUGCCGACGCCGUACGUUGAUGUACCGAGCCCGGAUGGGAAUACGGGUCCCGAACCGUAUUUCUUUAAGUUCGACCGGCUUGGUGUUCGUGUGCCUACUAUUAUGGUCUCUCCUUGGAUCAAAAAAGGAACUGUAAUAACAAAGCCGAAAGGGCCGUUUCCGAAUUCCGAGUACGAACACUCGUCAAUUCCGGCAACCAUAAAGAAAAUAUUCAACCUCUCAUCCAAUUUCCUCACUCACCGGGACGCUUGGGCCGGAACAUUUGAGCAAGUUUUCGAUCAAUUAACCUCCCCAAGAACCGAUUGCCCAGAGGUUUUACCUGAUGUGACUCCUUUAAGGAAGACCGAGAUCGAUGAGAAUAGAGACGUGUCAGAGUUUCAGAAUGAGGUGGUUCAAUUGGCCGCAGUUUUAAACGGCGAUCAUUUUUUGACCGGAUUUCGUGAUGAUGAUGUGGCGAAGAAGAUGAAUGUGAAGGAAGCACAUGAAUAUGUAAGAGGUGCCGUUUCGAGAUUUGUAAGAGCGAGUAAAGAGGCUAUCAAAUUGGGUGCAGAUGAGUCCGCCAUUGUGGAUAUGCGGUCUUCUUUAACCACUCGAUCCUCCUCGAUUCAUCACUAGACUCUAAUCCAUCUAUACAUCUCUUCUUUUUUAAUUGUUUUUUUUUUUUUAUUCAUGUCCAUAUAGUAGUAAUUCUUUGGUAGUCCUAUCUUGAAGUGAUGGUUUUGUUUACAUUGUUACAUAAGAAGCUUGAAAUGUUGCGAAUUUUACGCCAACCAUGGAAUAUCAACUCAAUGUCUCACCAUGGUGUUGCAAACGAUGGAAAUUUGAUGAAAAUUUUGAAUUCAUCAAUUUAGAUCGAUCCAUAUAGUUUCGAUUU
Erythranthe guttata (spotted monkey flower) is the source of this 1957-nucleotide messenger RNA. Its product is annotated as non-specific phospholipase C6. Gene Ontology annotation, biological process: phospholipid catabolic process. Gene Ontology annotation, molecular function: hydrolase activity, acting on ester bonds. Lineage: Eukaryota; Viridiplantae; Streptophyta; Magnoliopsida; Lamiales; Phrymaceae. The record is from RefSeq and is a predicted model, not a curated record.